Oppia nitens is the source of this 1080-nucleotide messenger RNA. RefSeq lists its product as uncharacterized. The record is from RefSeq and is a predicted model, not a curated record. The transcript is spliced from 2 exons. Bases 334 to 1080 code for a protein of 248 amino acids. NCBI's taxonomy places the organism in Eukaryota, Metazoa, Arthropoda, Arachnida, Sarcoptiformes, Oppiidae.
GACUAUUUAUUAGUUACGCAUAGAUAUUGUAUUAAUAGUAUAAUAAUUACAACAAACAUAUUUGCGGAUCAAUUGAUCGGUGGAUCAGAUAAACCAUUGAUUUGUUUUUUUUGUUGGUGUUUACUAUUGUUUUUAAUGGUCGCUAAUUAAAAAAAAUAGUGUCCAACAAAACAAAUAAUCCAACAAUCGGUUCCCAAGAUAUCUGUGUAUUAUAAUACCAAUUGGUUGUCCUAUAGUUUGUUCAAAAAGCACCGUUAGAUUUGGCUCAUGUAUGUCGUUGUUGUUGUUGUUGUUUAAAAAUUAUUAGACACACGACUCUCAUCGAUAUAUCAUAUGAUAAUGUCUGACAAAUUAAUGGAUACAAUCAACAAUCAACUAAACAUUUCACAAAAUCUCUUAAUUGCUAACAAUGUCUUCAUAAUCAUCUUAUUGUUGUUGAUUGUAGUGCUUAUUGUCUUAGUAUUGAAAGGCAACCGAUUGGUCCAAAACAGAGCCAAUUAUCUACCGGAACGCGAGUCCAAAUCGCCGUCGAAGUCGUUUGACGACGAAAUUAAAGACGCCAUGAAAGCAGCCGACGAUUACGUAACAAUGGCCGGACAACAUCGUCGAAAAAUUAGAAACGAAACAGUCGUCGUAGACGAACAAAAGGACAGACCCGCAUUGGCCACUAGUGAUGACGACCCGCAUCACAAAUAUAAACUGGAAACCGAACCGAAAGUCCAGUUACACCGAUUGUCUGGCGGCGAAACAACGGCUACGAUGACAAGUGAAUCGGACGAUACGGCGGCUGCCAAGAGUCCGCGACGCCAGCGACGGUCGCCAUCGAAUUACGUUCCACCGAUGAGACCGUACACACGACUGGCCGCUGCCACUAUCGCUGAUGGCAAGACAAUGACCGCUAUCACCGAUAAGGAGGUGAGCGCUGACGAUAUGUUGAGCGACCAGUUUAGCGAUACACUCAGUAAAAUCGAUACAAUUAUAGAUGAAUCGUUCGAUGAACUGAUUCAAACGGUGAUCGACAUGAAUGACAUGAUAUCAGUUGACGACGACGAAGACGACCGCCACUUAUCCGACUAUUGA